Erpetoichthys calabaricus (reedfish) is the source of this 2426-nucleotide messenger RNA. RefSeq names its product coiled-coil domain-containing protein 71L-like. The transcript has a single exon. The record is from RefSeq and is a predicted model, not a curated record. NCBI's taxonomy places the organism in Eukaryota, Metazoa, Chordata, Cladistia, Polypteriformes, Polypteridae. The coding region runs from base 121 to 789 and encodes 222 amino acids.
GUUGCACCUCCGGCCAUCUUGCUGCCAUUUUUUGUAAGACGGAGGUGCAGUUCGGAAGAGCUGCUGCUGGGGGUGCUGAAGUUGUCCGGGCCACUCGGUCGCUCGCGCUGUUGCUAAACAAUGGGAGACUGGAGCGUAGAGAAAGAAAAAGUUGUUUUCUCUCGCGCCAACGUGUCUUUGUCAGAGACGCAAGCGCUGGAAGAUGCCUUUAAGCUGUUUAUUCCUUCCUCCAAAGAUUUUGCAGCCAAUUCUCAAGACGAGAUAUGGGAUUUCCUCUGUAGCUUCAGGCACGAAGGCUUCGCCCCCGUGAUUCUCCGAAGUAAAGACGUUUACGGAUAUUCAUCUUGUAGAUCGGUGGUGCCCGACAAAAGUUUAUUAAGUAGAAGAGUAACUGACACCGCCCAGAGUGGCCCCAAAAAGCGUCCACAGGCAGUGCCGAGCGAUAAGAAAAAGAAGAGGAGGAGAAAAAGAGGAGGAUUUUUGGGGGUUAGAAGGAAGCGAAGAAAAACUUCCAACUCACCGGAAGAGCACGCGCCCCCGGUGAAGCGCCCGCACCCCGCUGUUCCAGCCCCGGUUUGGACGGGCUCGGCAGCCAGCCACGACCAAAAGGCACUGAACAGGGUGUGGAGGGCGGCGAGCGACAGGUCAACAGCUGUCCGACAGACUGUCCAAGUCAAAGACGUCUCCUCCAAGAGGAGCGCCGCGGCUGCUCGCAGUAAAGCCGAAAAGCUGCUCAAGCUCAACCUGUCGCCUGUUCUCAAGUUACGACGUUUGAUUUUGCUGAAGUGAGUCUUCGGAUUGUGUACUGAAUGCAAGGACGAAACAUGUUUGCGAUGCUGCUCUGAUUUUUCUACGUUUGAAGCACUUUACCUGAAGUUUACAUGAACUUGAUGGUUGGUCCCGUGUAGUGGAGCCUUUUUUCUUUUCUUGCAAUGGAGGGCUUGAGUGGCUGAACAAUAAUGAAAUACACGAGUGAACUGGGCUGCUUCAGUGUUAAAAUCUUGUGUGUAUAUUUUAUUCCCCGACCCUCCACGAAGCUUCCACUGCCGUUUAACCGAUGACCAUCUCACAGCUUGGCCCCCGUAUGUGAGGUCGCCAGUUUGCAAUUGACUUUAUGUGGUGCAGGAUAGAAGUUGACCCACCUUGUCGCCCGACUGGGGCUUCUUCACAGGUUUAUUUAUUUGUGUUUAUACGUGUUAUUUUAACUUGUCAUCUGCCAUUACAUUGUUAAAAAAAUCUAAUAUAUUGUUAAGUUAUACUUCAGACAUGUUUCGGUUUAGUUUGUAUUAAGAUUGCUCAAGUAAAUAUCAAGAAUUAAAUCUUAAUAGCUUCCAGUUUGCUUAGUAUCCGGAGUAGAUUUCUGUUCAGGAUACAACAGUAGUAAGGUUCUUGUAGUAAAAAGUUAAUUGAAACCCAUAUACCUCAUCUUUGUGUGUCUUUGUGUUAGGAUCAAAAUAAACGCUGCCAAAGCUUUAUUACCAAUGGUUUAGUUAGGUUCCGAGUUUUGUCAUUAGUGUUUCUUUUCGGAACAGAACAAGUGACUGGAUUGGUGUAUGUUCUUGUAUAGAAACACCUAUGUGCUCCUGGAGUUUAAGCGGAACUUGGAGUUGCUCAUGGAACUUCAUGCCAGUCGGUUACAUCUGUAGAAGACUGGGGCGGUUUGGAUAAACUGCAUUUUACCUUUCUAUGCAUAAACGCCUCUGGUUGGGUAACCAUUGGGUACAUUUAUUGUAGAGGGUGUUUUUUUUUUUGUUUUUUUUUUACAGCCAUAAUCUUUGCUAAAGAGUUAUAAUUUACAGUAGUUGUGUAAAUAUGAAAUUAUUUGAAAAACAUAUUCCUUUGACUGUUUUGGGGGGAAAAUACUAAAGGAAUUAAAACUUUGGAGAUUUAAAUGCAAAUGCUACAUUUACACUUGUUUUGUUUUCAGACACAUGGUGUAAUCAUGCUUUCAGUGUGUGAAGAUUUAGUGCCUUGUGCAUUUUGAGUGCACAUCCUACACAUUUUAGUGACUUAAUCAGACCAGUACCAAAUGUUGCUGGUCCUUGAGGCUUCUAGCUGGAGUAGUUCAACUGCCACAUUCAUAUCUAAGGGACUGCAGCUGUAUAGUUUACUUAUCUGUUUCAGCCACUUGGGAAAUUGUCAUUAUGUUGAUGAUCAUCACUGUAAUUGGAUGAAAAGUGCAUGGAAGUUAAAUACACAUUUUUAGUGUAUCACUGUCCUGAAGAAUCCAGUUUGAGAACUUUUAUGUAGCACAUGGGUUACUGGUUUGCCCUUUGAUAUAAAAUGCCAUUUUUUAUCAAGCAUGGUUUGGCCUGUGUGGGAUCCCCUUCCUGCUGAAGUUCUGUAAUAUAUGCAAAAUUGUAAGUUAUUAUAGUCUGACGUUUUAAGAAGUUUAGCUUGCAAUAAACUAUGUCAAUAUUUUAAAA